This is a messenger RNA of Blastocystis hominis, 723 nucleotides long. RefSeq lists its product as hypothetical. The record is from RefSeq and is a predicted model, not a curated record. Gene Ontology annotation, biological process: mRNA splicing, via spliceosome. The transcript has 4 exons. The coding region runs from base 1 to 723 and encodes 240 amino acids. Gene Ontology annotation, cellular component: nucleus; U2 snRNP. Gene Ontology annotation, molecular function: U2 snRNA binding; protein binding. NCBI's taxonomy places the organism in Eukaryota, Bigyra, Opalinata, Blastocystidae.
AUGUUUCUAUAUCACAAGAUUCUUUCCUAUGGAACCAAUGUCAAUGGGGUAGUCACUGGACAUUUCCUCGGAAAUAACGACCUCCAGUUCAUUAUUCUCAGUGGAACAUCCAUUUCCUUAUAUAGUGUUAUCGAUGGAAAGGAGUAUAACGUCGUAACCCAAACUCUGUUUGGGACUGGACUCGUUAUACAAAGACUCAAGUUAUCUGACUAUUUUAAGGACUUGAUCGUGCUCACUUCUGAUAGUGGCUGUAUGUCGAUUUUGUGGUAUAGCCUGGAAUCGAGUUCGUUCCAAACAAUCGCAAACUUUCAAUUCGGCAAACCAGGAUGUCUGCUGGAGGUUCCUGGUCAAUAUCUUGCUGUGAACGCCGAUAAUAAUCUCAUCGCGAUUGGAGCUCUGGGCGGUGAAAUCCUAGUAUAUUCUCUUGAACAUUCCAUCAACUACGAUACAAACGAGAUCCAGUUUGUGGAGAAGGAACCUCUUCGCUAUUCCUUCGCCAACUGUAUCAUCGGGUCGAUGAAGUGGUGUUCGUCCACCGUGCUCGCCUGUCUUUGUAUGGAUCUGGUUUCCAAAUCCAAGUCGGUGCGUUUUCUCUCCAUUUCCGCUUCUUCUAAUUCCAUCAGCAUCCAAAACACCAUCGAUCUCCCUCCCCAGGAAUCGCACCAUAUCACAGAUCUCUUCUUCUGUACUCUUCUCCACACACUCUCUUUUUCUUACUUCUAG